Molecule: messenger RNA, 3298 nt
Organism: Lycium ferocissimum
Lineage: Eukaryota; Viridiplantae; Streptophyta; Magnoliopsida; Solanales; Solanaceae
Product: ion channel DMI1
Exons: 12
Coding region: 170-2902 (910 amino acids)
Biological process (GO): monoatomic ion transport
Source: RefSeq, a predicted model, not a curated record
CAAUAAACUACCGCAACCACUUGAGCCAUGUGAUCUCUCCCAUGGCUUCUCCAUUUCUUUGUACACUUUCCCUUAGCUCCAAACUCAACUAACCCAUUUUCCUUCUUCCCAUAGUUCUCUUUCUCAACUUCUCUGUGUUGUAUACUUUUUCCCUUGUUUGAUUCGGAGAAUGCCCGACAGAAAUGGAGCUCCAAAUUCAAACCCUAACAAGGCGGAGAGACCUCCGUUACUCAAGAAAUCCAAAACCAUCUCAGACAAGACACCCCACUUCCCUGGCCCACUUUUCCCCGCUGUUCGCCGUGUCUCUUUCACUCCCCCAUCCUCCUCUGAAUCUCAUACCUCCACUUCCACUAAUGAUCCCAAUUUUGGAUUUGGCGAUCGUGACUAUGUUUAUCCCUCUUUUCUUGGACCCCAUACUGCUAGAACCAGAGUCAACAUCAAGUCAGCUUCCAAAUCAAAAUUACCGGCCAAUUUGAGGGUGGAGUCGAAGAUAAAGCCGAAGGCGAAGCUGAAACCUGAGAAAGAUUUGAAUGCUUUGUCUAUUCAAGUCUCUAAUCCAGCUUUAUCAGGGCUCACUUCAGCUAACUCUUCCAAUGCUCGAAGACCUUCUUCUGGGCAUACCUAUUCCUGGAUCCUUUUUUUGCUUAAGUUUGUGUGUACAUUAUCUGUAUCUCACACAUUAUAUUUGCGGAAUGAAGUCUCUAAGCUUCAGGAGGAGAAUAUUAGUCUUCGUAGAGUUUGUAGCCAUGUUGAUCUUGCCAGCGCUGGUAUCAUGGAGUUUGAAGAAGUUAGUUCAUUAGUGUAUUUUGGUAAUGCUGACAGUAGAACAAUUGCUCUGUACAUGGUGGUUUUCAUCCUCGUUAUUCCUUUUGUAUUGUACAAAUAUCUUGACUAUCUACCGAGAAUAAUUGAUCUCUUGAAGAGGAAAUAUACCUCAAAGGAGGAGGUUCCACUGAAGAAAAGGAUUGCUUACAUGGUGGAUGUGUGUUUCUCAGUUUACCCUUAUGCAAAGCUGCUUGCACUUCUCUUUGCCACUCUCUUUCUAAUUGGAUAUGGAGGAUUGGCACUUUAUGCUGUUGGUGAUGGCAGCUUUACUGAAGCUAUUUGGCUGUCUUGGAGCUUCGUAGCAGACUCUGGAAACCAUGCUGAUAUGGUUGGUGCAGGGCCAAGGAUAGUUUCAGUUCUGAUAAGCUCAGGAGGCAUGCUUAUAUUUGCUAUGAUGCUGGGGCUUGUUUCAGAUGCUAUUUCAGAAAAAGUGGAUUCUUUAAGGAAAGGAAAGAGUGAAGUGAUUGAAAGUAAUCACAUUCUUGUUCUUGGAUGGAGUGAUAAAUUGGGGUCACUUUUGAAGCAGCUAGCAAUAGCUAACAAGAGCAUUGGUGGUGGUGUUGUCGUUGUUCUUGCGGAAAGAGACAAGGAGGAGAUGGAGAUGGACAUAGCAAAGUUAGAAUUUGAUUUCAUGGGAACUUCAGUUAUCUGCAGAAGUGGCAGUCCGCUAAUACUUGCUGAUUUGAAAAAGGUGUCAGUCUCGAAAGCACGUGCAAUCAUUGUCCUAGCAUCUGAUGAGAAUGCUGAUCAGAGUGAUGCACGUGCUCUAAGGGUUGUACUUAGUCUAACUGGAGUAAGAGAGGGAUUGAGAGGUCAUGUUGUUGUGGAGAUGAGUGAUCUCGACAACGAACCGUUAGUGAAGCUUGUUGGGGGUGAACUCAUUGAAACGGUUGUUGCGCAUGAUGUGAUUGGGAGGUUGAUGAUACAAUGUGCUUUGCAGCCUGGCCUUGCUCAGAUUUGGGAAGACAUUUUGGGGUUUGAAAAUGCAGAAUUUUACAUUAAACGGUGGCCUCAAUUGGAUGGUGCACCCUUUGAAAAUAUACUGGUAUCAUUUCCGGAGGCAAUUCCUUGCGGAGUUAAGGUUGCUGCUGAUGGCGGCAAGAUUAUCAUAAAUCCUGAUGAUAGAUAUGUUCUAAAAGAAGGUGAUGAAAUCCUUGUCAUAGCUGAGGAUGAUGAUACCUAUGCACCAGGUCUCUUACCAGAGGUAAAUAAAGGCCUAUUCCCUAGGAUAACCGAUCCUCCAAAAUAUCCAGAAAGAAUCUUAUUCUGUGGCUGGAGACGUGAUAUUGAUGAUAUGAUUAUGGUACUAGAGGCAUUAUUGGCUCCAGGGUCUGAAUUGUGGAUGUUUAAUGAGGUUCCCGAGAAAGAUAGAGAAAGGAAGUUGACUGACGGGGGCCUUGAUAUAUCAGGACUGGAGAACAUAAAACUUGUCCAUCAUGUGGGAAAUGCAGUAAUUAGGCGUCAUUUAGAGGGUCUUCCUCUGGAGACAUUUGAUUCGAUUCUGAUUCUUGCAGAUGAAUCUGUCGAAGACUCCAUUGUUCACUCUGAUUCACGGUCUCUUGCCACCCUCCUCCUCAUCCGAGAUAUCCAGUCGAAGCGUCUUCCUAAUAAAGAUUCUAGGUCGAUUCCUCUACGGCAUUCGGUGUUUUCUCAGAGCUCCUGGAUUCGUGAAAUGCAGCAGGCUUCAGACAGAUCAAUAAUAAUAAGUGAGAUAUUGGACUCCAGGACAAGAAAUCUUGUGUCAGUCUCUAGAAUAAGUGAUUACGUGCUGUCAAAUGAACUGGUGAGCAUGGCACUUGCAAUGGUAGCAGAAGACAAACAGAUUAAUCGUGUGCUAGAAGAAUUGUUUGCCGAAGAGGGAAAUGAAUUAUGCAUCAAGCCAGCAGAGUUCUAUCUGUAUGACCAGGAAGAACUCUGCUUCUAUGAUAUCAUGAGAAGGGGUCGUCAAAGGCAGGAGAUAGUGAUUGGCUACCGCAUUGCAGCUGCAGAACGUGCUGUGAUUAACCCAGCAGGCAAGUCAAAGCAACGCAAGUGGUCCCUUGAUGAUGUUUUUGUGGUUAUUUCCUCAGGUGACUGAAAAAAUAAUCAGGAAAAUCUCACAUGCACCUGCUUUAUAUUAUCGGGCUUUGACAAGUUCGAUCAAACAUCUCAUAUUUCUCUCCAGACAAGCACUCACUAGAAAAGAGGCAAAUAAGGUAGCUCUAACUUCAACCAGCAGCUUAGGUAGAGAAUAAUAGGAAGAGGUUUUACUUUUUAGUAAGAGCUGGUUGGCAUAGUGGGAAAGGAGGGGAGAGCUCUUAGAACUGUUAAUUUUCUUUUUCUUUUUCUUUUUGUCUUUUAGAUAUUGCAAUACAAAUCAGAAAUGAAGAAUGAAAUCUUUCUCAUUUCAUGUAACAUUCCUAAAAACUAACAAGCUAGACCUUUGUAAAACAUAGCAUCAUUUAUGGUAUUAGUAUUUGUCUCUUUGACAUCA